Rhinocladiella mackenziei CBS 650.93 is the source of this 1179-nucleotide messenger RNA. RefSeq lists its product as uncharacterized. The record is from RefSeq and is a predicted model, not a curated record. The transcript is spliced from 2 exons. NCBI's taxonomy places the organism in Eukaryota, Fungi, Ascomycota, Eurotiomycetes, Chaetothyriales, Herpotrichiellaceae. Bases 1 to 1179 code for a protein of 392 amino acids.
AUGUUGGCCUUGACAUCUCCGAUCUCAAGUCUACAUUCUACCUACCCUUCUUCGGGACUCGCCCCUGGUGUUCAGUUUGCUCUUGACUUGACCGACAACAACGCGGGCAUGACUGAGCAGGAGGAUUUUCUGUUUUCGAGACCACCAGACACCGCCAACUUAAUGCCGCUUGCCGAAAGCCCCUCGCCAUUUUCCGUACAAAGCAGAUUUACGCCUUGGUCGUUGUCCACGUACGACCCGUUCGCUGGCGAACCCGGCGGGCGUAUAUCUCCUGAUCGAACGGAGAGACUGCGCCAAAGGCUGCCGCCAGAGAUCCAUGGCGCAACCCGCGCUCCUACGACGACGGCCGUGGGUGAACCAUUCCGCCCACUGUCGUUUGGUUCCCAAUCUUCUGCCCUCAACUCGGACCCGGGCACAUUUCCGCCGCAUAACCUUCCUCCAAGGUCGAAUCCCGACGAUCAAACGAUGGCCCUCCGACGACAGAGCCAGGACAGUUAUGGUCUGCAAACGGGGUCUCCGACCAGUCAAGGCUAUACGGAGUAUGACUUGGAGACGCAGAACCGACGUGGCUCAGAGAUGGGUAGGACUACCCGCUACCAUACUCGUCGCCGACCAUUCAACCAGGAUGAAUUUGACGGUCCAUCUCAACUCCUGCCUUUGCCAUUACCGCAGCAAGAGCAUGCCCGAUCUCAAGCACUUCCUUCUCUCCCGGUCCACCUGGAUAUGAAGGAACAAGACGAAAUCACCCUCCGUGUCAACGAUAUUUUAUCUCGAUGCGCAUUUCACUUCGUGGCGAAAUAUCAAUUCCCCAUCCCGCUCGAGCGAGACAAGCCCCGUGUUCGAACCCCGGCAGAUCGAGAAUGGACAGAAUGGGCUUAUCUGCUGAAAAGGCUUGCCACGAAACGGCGGAUACCAGCCCGUGUACUCUAUGAUAAUCAAAUCAAACAAUUCGUCACCACACUAGAGAAUUCGAUCGCUGUCAGACAGAAUAGCAGAGACCAGCAAACCAGAACGCCCAAGGACGACCGUUACAUGCUGCAACUUGUCAGUGCCGGCACUCAGGUUGCUAAAAUUUUGAUGGACUCAUUGUCCAUGGAACAGCUUGAUGCUCUAUAUAGGCAGACGGAGAGCGUAAUCCUCGAGAGGAGAGCCAGACUCAGGGGACUGGGAUUCCAAUGA